Molecule: messenger RNA, 534 nt
Organism: Cydia amplana
Lineage: Eukaryota; Metazoa; Arthropoda; Insecta; Lepidoptera; Tortricidae
Exons: 5
Source: RefSeq, a predicted model, not a curated record
AAACACACUUGUUUUUUUGCAGCUGCCGAGUUGUCACCGGCUGAAAGUAAUAAUACGACUUGUAAUGAUGUCGGUGACUGCCCAUCAAUAGGCACAGAUUGUAAGGAAAAAUGCGGUUGUGAUAAAAAUAUCCCAACUAGUUUUAAUAAAACGACUCAAGAAUGUACAAUAAACGUACAAUUGUUAAUCCUGUCAUUAAAGGAGAAAUAUAAUACGGAAGCUAAAAUUCGGGCGGAGGCUGACAGAAUAUUUAAGGGCGUUAUAGUUGCCGCCUUUUUCUUCAUCGCGUGUGCCAGCGUCUGCACUUUGACUGCGUGCAUUUACUGUUGCAGGAUUAAUUACACAGAUAAUCAGCUGAAGAGAAGUGUCAAAGUGCUGGCAAAGAAGAUGGGGAAAAAGUCUCAAAUGAAAAAACCCGCCAAGGUCCCCACAGAACAAGUGGCUGAGAGUUGCAAUGUUGUUGUAGAAGAUGCCGGUAUAUUCUGUGUUUAAAAUGAACAUUGUUUUGCAUUUUCUAUUAUGAUUGGAACUACU